UUGUUUUUUCAGACGCGACUCUGCUACGUUUGUUGUCGUCAUGAGCACCAGAACUCCGAGGAACCUCCUGCUACCGCCGAUUCGGACUACAGACCGUUUUCCUUUGAUGACCAACGGCAGGCAACAGCUGCUGAUGCUCCCGGUGAUUCGUCCGACGGCAGUCCCCACGGUAGCAGCAGCGCCGUGCCAGUCCAGUCCCUACCACCACCAUCACAGCGGCGAACCACGGAUACUACGGAUUUCUGGCAGCAUGUUUUUGACUGCAUGCUCAGCCGCCAUUUGGCCCUGCUGAAGGUAGAUUCCGCUAGCACGGAAGUCGUCGCCACCGCCGACGUCUGCGAGGCACCUGAUGAGGCUGAUGCGGUCACUGAGGAGACGUUGGCAGCGGUUGCUUUAUCAUCGUCUGCUGCUCCUCCCACCUCACCCUCUCUGUCCACCACCCCGCCAACUAUGUCGUCCGCCCUCCCUCCUACACCCUGCGAAACUUCCCAGCCCCCUAAGAUGCCUAGACUGGAACCGCCUGUCACGCCUGUCCUCAAAACUUCUCCAACCACUGGUUCUGUUCCGACGCUUUCGCCCCAGGUGCCGCCUCCAACCACCGGCACCACGUCCACGGUGCCCCCGAGUAAUGGCAGAGUUGGGAGGUCAAUCUCAGUUCCGAACGGUGAAGAGACAACUUCAACGCUGUAA
Molecule: messenger RNA, 690 nt
Organism: Dibothriocephalus latus
Lineage: Eukaryota; Metazoa; Platyhelminthes; Cestoda; Diphyllobothriidea; Diphyllobothriidae
Source: the annotation of a GenBank genome assembly